Molecule: messenger RNA, 1529 nt
Organism: Dimorphilus gyrociliatus
Lineage: Eukaryota; Metazoa; Annelida; Polychaeta; Dinophilidae
Source: the annotation of a GenBank genome assembly
AGGAAACCUAUAAUUGAGCCUUUUCACUUUAAACGCCCCCUCCCCCUCUCAUAAACGCCUCUUUAUUUUCAUACAUAAUUAACAUUUCUGAUAAUAUUAAUGAAUAUUAAUUACUUAAAUUGAAUAUAAAUAUAGCUAAGCUAAGGAUAAAGUAAAGAAUAAUGUACUGGAAUAUAUUUCUAAUCAGCUACUCUAUACUAUUCAAUUUUAGAGUCCAAUCUGUAAUUCCAUCCGUAAAGUUUAAGUGUGGAGGAUCGUCGAUAGACGAAACUUUGUGUAUCGCUUAUGGUUGCAUGUGGAAUUCUGGAAUUUGUAGUUAUUCGAAAAAUUUCAUUCGUGGAUUCAAUACGAUGAAUGGGAAAGAGACAAGUAACAAUGUUAUAUUAAAUACAUUCAGCAGUUCAACAGCCAUUAAAUGCGCUAAAGAAUGUUUAAAAAUUCCAGCAUGUGCAAGCUUUUCUUACGUAGUCGAUGAUUUGUUUUGUACUAUUAAAUCUCAGGUUGUUACAACAACUGUUGUUGAAAGUAAAUCAGAGAUGCAAUAUAAUAGGAAAGCUCAUCCGGAAUUAACUUGUUUUCAAGCCCACUGCUACGAUGAACCUGGAGUUAAAAGACUUCUUACAUACAGGAGCGAUCCCCUUACUUCUUGUCUCGCAAACUGUAAAGCAACCUCAAGUUGCACUCAUAUUACUCUUUCCCACGAAAAAGAUAAUUACUCUUGUUUCUUGGGAAAGAAAUUAUGCAAUGUUUUCAGCGAUAAAUUUAGAUCUAAGCCUUAUCAAACAACUUGUCUCAUUGGUCCAAUUUUCCAUAACUCUCUAAAUCAGAAGAGUCAACGUCUCACGAAUCUAACUGACAAUUUAGCUGAUACAUGCGUAAAAGUAACGGCUGAGAAUGAAUUCUAUUUACGAAUACCAUGGCCUUCAUUGGGUAAACCUACCACAGAGUUUGAAAUAAGAAUAAGAGGAUUAGAUAUGUCUAAAUGUUUUCAUUUUUCGGAACAGUCUCCCCUAACGGGCUUAACAACCUUUAUACCCCUCGAUGAUCAAACUGAUGCGAUAUUUUCUGGGCAAUUUAGAGGCUGCAAACUGAAAACUGAAUAUAGUGGGACAGAUUGUACAUAUACAUGUACUUGUGGUUUUAACUACUGUCAAGCCGUCUAUAUAAAAGCGUUUGCAGAAAUUGGCAAAGAAAUGAGCAUCUGCUCUUACGAAAUUGAUCAACCUUAACAAUGGAAACGAAGUCAGAAGUGGAUAGGAUAAAAGUUGAAUUAUCCUCAAGUUUACAAGUUAUAUUAUCUCUAAUGCAGUAUACUCUAUUAUUACACUGUUAGCUUUUAUUGCUUUUAUUUUGUCAUUCUAUAUAACAAUAUGAAGAGUAAAAUAGAUGCAAACUUUCAAUGAUUCUGGAUAGAAGAUAUAAGAAUGGCUUAUAGUCUAUAAAUUAGCAAUGACUAAUUACAUCCUUACUAAUUACAUUUUAAUUAAGCUUUGAUGCCAUUUCAAUAAAUAACAUUUCUUCAUCAUAUA